AUUUAGGCCAUUUUAUUCUUUUGCUCCUAUAGAGUGGAGCUAUAUUUAAGAUUAUGUGAUUGCACUUGCUCUACUAUCAAAACCCACAGAGUGAUCUGCCUUCACGCAUUUAGAUGGCGAUCUAGCACUCCGGACAGUUGCAUCAGUUCCUGUGUAUGCGUGUAAAUGGCUGUGCUGCGGCUGCUGCACGCUACUUUUUAUUCCCAGGACGCAGAAUAGUAAUAAAUCCUCCUCUGCUUGGAAAGGCUGUGAUCAUAAUAUAGACGUCACCCUCCUGCUCGAGUUGGAUCAACCAAGCCAAGUGCGCAGUUAUUUGUAAGGUACAACAACAACAACCUCCAGCACCAUGCCCAUGGAUAGAGAUUUCUCAGAGAUCCCCUCGCUGCGCGGAGAUGAUAACUGCGUCAGAGCCAUAGCAAACACAGCCUUGAAUUGCUCCGGAUCUCUCUACUAAAAAAAAAAACGAGAGAGAGAGAGAGAAAACAGAAAGGGACUUGGUCGCGUUGCGGGCUGUUGUCGCAACAAAUAGGACACGAGACGUGGAUUUAAAGUCAUGGAGGAAAGUGCUGCAGCAGCCCCUGGCACCGGUGUUGCCCCAUCACUUCCAAGACCUCAGUCUUCCUCCUUUAUCCCUUCUCGCAGCAUGCUGGAGUGGAGACGGAGGGUCAAGUCUGAGUAUAUGCGCCUUCGCCAGGUCAAACGCCUUAAAAAAGCAGAAGAGGUCAAAACCCUUUUCAUGUCUAACAGGCAAAAGAUUGAGCAACAGACAAAUAUCCUAAACACAGAAUGGUCCAAGCUCCGGAUUCAGUCCAUCCCUCUGUCAACCGCUAAUGGGGGUCUGGCCACGAAAAAGGUGUGUACAGUGGAGUUUGGCUUCCCAGGAUUCAAAACUCAAGCCAUUGCCAUGAGACCACUGUCAACAGUAGCUGGAAUCCCCUUUAUGUACUCCUGGUCCCCUCUGCAGCACAACUUUAUGGUGGAGGAUGAAACGUUCCUCCACAACAUCCCUUACAUGGGCGAUGAAGUGCUGGAGCAAGACGAGGCUUUCCUGGAAGAACUGAUUGACAACUAUGAUGGUGUUCAUGGUGACAGAGAGGGAGGGUUCAUCAGUGAUGAGAUAUUUAAAGAGUUAGUGGACGCCCUGAGCCAGUAUUCUGACCACGAGGAGGAUGAAGAAGAGGAGGCCUCAGCAGGAACUGUUGGGGACAUGACAGGGAAGAAAGAAGAAGAGAGGGUGAUGAGGAGGAGCUCAGUGGAGGGCUCGGAAGAGAACAAAGCUGGAUCUUUGGCGUUUGUCAGGAGGAAGAGGAGAAGCACUACUGAGGUGAAGGACAUGUCCAGCAGCAAGAAGAUCCCCAAUGAUAAGAUAUUUACAGCGAUCGCCUCAAUGUUCCCCUACAAAGGCACCACAGAGGAGCUGAAGGAAAAGUACAAGGACCUCUUGGAGCCGCCAAGUCCAGUGAAGCUACCCCCUCUCUGCACCCCAAACCUAGACGGACCUUUUGCAAAGUCUGUGCAGAGAGAGCAGUCGUUACACUCCUUCCACACACUCUUCUGCAGACGCUGCUUCAAAUACGACUGUUUCCUCCACCCUUUUCAUGCUACACCCAAUGUUUACAAGAGGAAGAAUAAGGAGAUCCGCAUGGAGACUGAGCCAUGCGGUGUAGACUGCUUUCUGUUACAGAAAGGGGCUAAAGAGUUUGUGGAUCAGAAUAUGUUGCGGUCACAGAAGUCUCGGAGGCGACGGAGGCAGCCCCGUCCAACCAGUUCCAGCUGCCCUGGACCAUCUGGCUCUGCUGAAGAACCCAAGGAGGGUGACAGUGACCAUGAAACCACCUCCUCCUCAGAGGGGAAUUCACGGUGCCAGACUCCCACCAAGCUGCGUCCAGGAGAUGAUGACGGGGAGCAGCAGGCGUGCUGUGUCGUCCAGUGGAGUGGAGCAGAGGAGUCACUUUUCCGGGUGCUACACGGCACAUACUUCAACAACUUCUGCUCUAUUGCUCGCCUCAUCGGUACAAAGAACUGCAAGGAGGUCUAUGAGUUUGCAGUGAAAGAGGUUCUGAUCCAUCGUGUUCCUUUGGAAGAUGGAGGCAUCUCCCCUCAAAAGAAGAAAAGGAAGCAUAGGUUGUGGGCAAAGAUUCAACUUAAGAAAGAUAACUCAUCCAAUCAAGUGUACAACUAUCAGCCAUGUGACCACCCCGACCACCCAUGUGACAGCUCCUGCCCGUGUGUAAUGACCCAAAAUUUUUGUGAGAAGUUCUGCCAAUGUGAGCAUGAGUGCCAAAACCGCUUCCCAGGCUGCAGGUGUAAGACUCAGUGCAACACUAAACAAUGUCCCUGCUACCUGGCUGUAAGAGAAUGUGACCCAGAUCUUUGCAUGACAUGCGGUGCCGCAGACCACUGGGACAGUAAAGUAGUCUCCUGCAAGAACUGUAGCAUCCAGAGAGGCCUGAAAAAGCACCUGCUUUUGGCUCCCUCUGAUGUUGCUGGGUGGGGCACGUUCAUCAAAGAGCCUGUUCAGAAGAAUGAAUUCAUCUCUGAAUACUGCGGAGAGCUGAUCUCUCAGGAUGAAGCAGACCGACGUGGAAGGAUUUACGACAAAUACAUGUCUAGCUUCCUUUUCAACUUGAACAACGACUUUGUUGUGGAUGCCACACGAAAGGGGAACAAAAUCCGCUUUGCAAAUCAUUCAGUUAAUCCCAACUGCUAUGCUAAAGUGGUGAUGGUAAAUGGAGACCACCGCAUUGGAAUAUUUGCCAAACGAGCUAUCCUUCAAGGAGAGGAGCUCUUCUUUGAUUACAGAUACAGCCAAGCCGAUGCCCUCAAAUAUGUGGGAAUAGAGAGGGAGGUAGAAUUGUCUUAGCUUCAUCGGCUGCCUACCUUCAGAACUGGUCCUUAACUCCUCAGCCACCUACUAAUGCUUCUUUCCCCGUCUGCAGCAUCACAUUUAGCUGACAAAUUUCUAUCAGCAGUCACCGUCUCUGCCCUCUCUGCUGCACUUCCAAAAAUAGAAAGCCCCUCCCUGCUGUUUGCAGGUGCUCAUGCGCCACAAACACUGUACCACCUCCUUCAGUGACAGCCAUUAGCUCUCCUCCUCAUCUGCUCAGACCCAUCCACCUACCUGUAAAACUGUAUCAACCAAGCUUAAACUAUUUAAAGUGGAAAUACUAUUAAUCCCUAUCACUUACUGUACUGAGAGCAUCUCAAAUUUUUUAUUCCAUCUCGUCAAAGCAAACAAAGCCGAAAUAACCCAUAGCACAGUGUGUAACUCUCAGCAGUUUUGUUACUGUACUUAUUGACUGGCUUUUCUUUGAGAAUUCAGUAUGUAAUGCAAUUUUUUACAGUGUAUGUAAUGAUGGUAAAUGAAAUGCAUGUGACAAACCAUCCAUUAAACAUGUUAGAUGCAACAUUAGCUUUGGACAGAUACUGUUGUUAACGUGCAGUCAUGCAGUAUUGUAGUAUGAGGUUAAGCUGUCGCUGUUUUACAGAGAAACUUGAUCAGGUUGCGCAACUCGAUGCGCUCCCCCUGUGAAUUUUCUCUGCAGCUAGCAACUUCAUCCAUCUUUAUGGUAAAAUAAGUUAUUGUGCAUUUAUAUCACUGUUCUGCAAAAAUAGGCAACCAGACGAGAAACCGACUGACUGAAUGUAACCUGUAGAUGAUGGUGAAGAGAUCUCAUUCUGCUUUUCAUUUUAAACAUUAUCCUAUUAUUGGUACUCAGACUGGCAUGCAUACGUCAAGCAUUUAUCUUUGUGUUUACAACAGCCCGAUACUCUCGCAUUUUGCCAGGAAAGUAAGUCACAGAGUAGAUGUUUCCUUUGCAAAUAAAUAAGUGCCAAAUGAUUCCAGGAAGAAAAGUGCUGAAACAACAGGGCUGUGUUGCGUAACAAAGCUGUGUUAAAGGUAACCAAUGAAGGUUAUAACCAUGGAAAAAACAAAUUUGUUAGUGUUUGACCAAAUAUUAAGGCCCCCCACAUGUGAAUGUAAAUGAUCCUUUUUCAUUUGUUUUUCUUUAUUUUUUUUAUGUCCACACUUGCCGUUUGGUCUGUUCUUCAUUUAUAAAACAUUAAAAGCCCACUUUGAAAUGAGAUCUUUCUCAAUAGAGAUGAACAAAAUGGAGUUUAAUGCUGUGUACAGUGUAUGCCUAUAAAAAUAAAAGUUUAACUUUAUACAUUAAA
This is a messenger RNA of Haplochromis burtoni (Burton's mouthbrooder), 4176 nucleotides long. RefSeq names its product enhancer of zeste 1 polycomb repressive complex 2 subunit (gene ezh1). Gene Ontology annotation, molecular function: protein binding; histone H3K27 methyltransferase activity. The record is from RefSeq and is a predicted model, not a curated record. Gene Ontology annotation, biological process: chromatin remodeling. The coding region runs from base 554 to 2863 and encodes 769 amino acids. The transcript has 20 exons. Lineage: Eukaryota; Metazoa; Chordata; Actinopteri; Cichliformes; Cichlidae.